This is a messenger RNA of Xyrauchen texanus (razorback sucker), 888 nucleotides long. RefSeq names its product endonuclease domain-containing 1 protein-like. The transcript is spliced from 2 exons. NCBI's taxonomy places the organism in Eukaryota, Metazoa, Chordata, Actinopteri, Cypriniformes, Catostomidae. Bases 1 to 888 code for a protein of 295 amino acids. The record is from RefSeq and is a predicted model, not a curated record. Gene Ontology annotation, molecular function: nucleic acid binding; hydrolase activity; metal ion binding.
AUGAAGCUCACUAGCCUUUAUCUAGCCUUGCUGAUCCCACUACUGUCUUUGAUAUUGAGAGUACAGGCUGGAGUGGUGGACAACUUCAACCAUGAAGAGCGCUGUAAGGAUUUUCUUUAUAUGGGCACUCCACCAAAAGGUUACCUCAGUACCUCACUAAAAAAGAUUUGCCAGCGAUAUAUGGACAAGCCACGCUUCAUCACUUUCUAUGACCCCCAAAAACACAUUCCCAUCUACUCAGCCUACAUCUUCAAGAAAUCAGAUGGUGAGAAACGAGUGGACGUUCCUUGGAUGUUUGAACCACAGCUGGCAACUGAGAAGGGUAGCAGUAGUAUGGAACCCUUCCCCCAGUCAUCCUUAAUGCACAAAAACUUUGAAGACACACAAGCUGUGUUGGAAGACUAUGCUGAUGUGAUCCAAUAUGAACGUAGCCAACUGAACCCAGAUCAGCAUCAGGCAGACCCACUUGACAAGGCAGCCACGUACACCUUAACAAAUGUUGUUCCCCUGAUAAGGGAGUUCAGUUUUGGUCCCUGGAGCAAACAGGAGGAGGCAAUCCGCAAACGACUCAACAACUAUUGUCAUGGAAAGGCUUAUGUAAUCACUGGGGUUACGAUGUCCGGUAACAUGAUCCGGCGUGAUAACCUGGAUCGCGUGGCCAUCCCAGAGUACAUAUGGACAGCUUAUUGCUGCACGGAUUAUGAUCACAAUGCUCCUUACUCAGAGCGCUACAAGUUUCCGUCAUUUGGUGCCUAUGGCCUAAAUGAUCAUGUGAACAACCAGAUAGUAGAGGUUCCAACUAAGAAUCUGGAGAAAUUUCUCAAGGGCAAAAUGCAGGUGGACAGGAACUUCCAGAUUUUUUAUAGCGACUGUGUGUCUGACUCCUAA